CUCAGCUGAGAAAAGGAACCAAAACAUUGCACAACUUUUGACGAGAGGUGUAUAUACAAGGUGAAACUCGGCUGGUUUGUGGGUCUUCAGACUGGGAGGAAGCAAGCUGUAACCUCCAGAACAACUGCUACUCACUCAGGAGACCGAAAGGAGUGUCAAAAUGGGUGUACCUAAAUUUUUUAAGUGGAUCAGCGAGCGGUACCCAUCGCUGAGCGAGGUCGUCAAGGACUAUCAGAUUCCAGACUUCGACAAUUUAUAUUUGGAUAUGAAUGGCAUUAUUCACAUUUGCUCACAUCCAAAUGACAAUGAUCCUCAUUUCCGUAUGACGGAAGAAAAGAUGUUUCAAGACAUAUUCCAUUACAUUGAGGUCCUUUUUCGGCUUGUUCAGCCUAAAGAAGUUUUCUUCAUGGCAGUUGAUGGUGUUGCACCAAGGGCCAAAAUGAAUCAGCAGAGGAGCCGAAGAUUUCGUUCUGCAAGAGAGGCUGUUGAAUGCGAGAAGAAAGCCAGAGAUCGUGGUGAGGUACUACCUUCGGAGGAACGGUUUGAUUCCAACUGUAUCACACCAGGGACAGAGUUCAUGGUGCGAUUGGAUGCUCAGUUGCAGUAUUUUGUAACCUGCAAGAUAUCACAAGACAAGAUGUGGCAGAACUGCAAAGUCAUCUACUCAGGGCAUCAGACUCCUGGUGAAGGAGAGCACAAGAUUAUGGAAUAUAUCCGUUAUUCCAAAUCCCAACCUAAUUACAACCCCAACACAAGGCACUGUCUCUAUGGUCUUGAUGCUGACCUCAUAAUGUUGGGGCUCACGUCUCAUGAACCACACUUCUCAUUACUCAGGGAAGAGGUACGUUUUGGUGGGAAGCAAGAUAACAGUAGAACUCCUACACCAGAAGAAACAACAUUUCACCUCCUUCACCUCAGUCUUAUGAGGGAAUACAUCAAUUUAGAAUUUUAUGACUUACGGGAUUCACUGCCAUUUAAAUACAAUUUGGAAAAUAUUAUUGAUGAUUGGGUGCUUAUGGGAUUCCUUGUUGGAAAUGACUUCAUCCCCCACCUUCCACAUCUCCAUAUAAAUAAGGAAGCAUUACCAAUUCUUUAUAGGACUUACAAGGAGGUAAUGCCAACCCUUGAUGGAUACUUGAAUAAUGGAGGCAAGCUCCAUUUAGGCAGGUUUGAGAAGUUUAUGAAGAAACUUGCUGAAUUUGAUUUAGAAAUCUUUAAUGACACGAAUGCAGACUUAAAGUACUUCGACAGUAAGAGGUCAAAAGGUGACAAAGUCUUCAAGGGCAGACAUCAUAGGGAGAACAAUCUUGAAGCAUUCUUUGGUGAUGAUGAAGGAAAUGAAGAAAAUGGUGCCUUUGGUGCCCUAGAAGAAGAUGCACUGGAUAAUGAAGAAAUAAGGAAAAAGUUUGAGAGACUAGGCAUCCAGCAGGAUCUUAUGUUUGAGGAUGACGAAGAUACAGAUAGUGAGGAGACCAUUUUUGAUGCUGAGUUCCGCCAACAUAAAAGAGAAUACUAUAUGAAUAAGUUAGAAUUUGAACACAUAACGCCACAUGAUUUACGUGAACAGGCAGAGGGUUAUGUCAGAGGAAUACAGUGGAUCCUGAAUUACUAUUAUAAUGGAGUUUGUUCGUGGUCAUGGUAUUAUCCUCAUCACUAUUGUCCAUAUAUAUCAGAUAUAAAGGACUUUUCUAACAUGGAAAUAAAUUUUGAGAUGGGAAAACCCUUUCAGCCUUUCGAGCAACUCUUGGCUGUUUUACCUCCCAUUAGUAUGAAACUUCUUCCUACUGCUUACCAUGACCUCAUGUUGAGUGAGAACUCCCCUCUCAAGAAGUUUUAUCCAGAAACCUUCAGAACUGAUCUCAAUGGGAAACUUCAGGAUUGGGAAGCUGUAGUUCUUAUUCCCUUCAUUGACGAGGAGAAACUUCUAAGUGCUAUGAAACCAUGCAAUGAAAGACUAACCAAAAGGGAAAAAGAACGCAAUUGCCAUGGUCCAAUGUAUAUUUGCACUUACACACCAGAUAAUCUUGGAGAGUACAAGGCACCAGCUUAUUAUCCUCCAGUUGGAGUGAACCAUAACAAAAUGGAGUUAAUCUGUCGAGAAGAAUGGGAACUCCCGCCAGAGAGAAUAUACAAGGGCUUAUGUAAAGGAGUCAUAUUGGAUGCCUAUUUUGCUGGCUUCCCAUCUUUAAAGCACAUUGAUCACACGUAUCAUGUUGCCAAGGAGGGAGUGAGAGUCUUCAUGCAAGCAUCCCGAGAAGAGAGCUAUAUCUUGGAUGUCAAAAGCCCUACUGAGACCCCAGAUCUUAAAGACAUUGCCGAUCAGUUGCUUGGGAAAGUUGUAUUUGUUUCUUGGCCGCAUCUUAAUGAAGCAUUGGUUGAUGCUGUGAGUAACAGUGAGGAAAAAUACACACUUGUCAAAGAUGGAGUGCAGAAGACAGCUGUAACUGAUGGUAUUAAGGAACAGUAUAAUUUAGUCAAGUCAAGUAUUGCAACCACAUAUCAUGACCGCUGGGGCAUUGCGAUUGGGAGUACACAUGUUAUUGUGUAUGCUAAACCCAUGACUGGAAGAAAAUAUGUGGCAUCACCUUGUGGAAGAAUGACUCUAGAAAAAGAAUGGUCCAAUACUAUCCAGCCAUAUGCCUACCAAGUUGUGGUGAAGGAUAUGGCAGUACAAGACUUAGGAUACAGGAAACAGCUGACUCCUCAGGAAUAUUUCCCUCCACGCUCCAAAGUCUUCAUGCUUGGGCAGCCACACUAUGGAUGUAUGGGAGAGGUGAUUGAAAUUGAUCCAAGCCAGAAGGGAAGAAUACGAGUGGCUAUGACAGUGACAACAGACCCAAACCUUGAAGUUGUAAAGCAAAAGGAAAGUCAGCACGUCGAAAGAUACAUGACAGGGAGCCAGGCAGCUCACAGAGCUGGGAUUUAUCAUCAGCUUUUGGCACGGAUAACAGGGACUGUGUUCUUAGCCCCACCUGUUGGUGAUAACCCAAUGGCAGAAAUGGAAACAAGGAAUAAAUUGAACAUAGGUCUUAACCUGAAGAACAAUCGAAGAAAUGAGGAAGUCAUUGGGUAUACUCGCAAGAUACAAGAACAGAGUGAGCGUCCUGUUUGGCUCUACUCAGACAAGGUUAUUGAAGCCAUCAGAGAGUACCAGGAAAAGUUCCCAGAGGUGUUUGAGUACAUGUCACGCAAUUCUGCACAGAGGGACAUCUUCUAUCAAAACGAGAUGUUUCCAGAAAACUUCAAGGAGCGUGUUGCAGAAUUAACCACAUGGCUGAAGAGUGCUGCUUUUGCCAAGGCUGAAAGACAACCAUGUGGUACACAAGCCCUUGGAGAGACAUUAAGUCAGAUGAUCUUGGAAGAGGUUGAUAAAGUAUCUACAAUAAGAGCCAAGGCUGUGAAGAUGCAAGUGCGACCUCAUCUUCUUUUUAAGCCUAAUCCAUACCAAGGAAGUACUCCCCCUGACCGUAGUGUCACUUAUAAGAUGUUUGAUCGAGUUGUCAAUGUGAGGGAGGGCCAUUCCGUCCCACUUGGUGCUAAGGGAACAGUUGUUGGAAUCCAGCCUGCCAGCAAGGAAGCAGAUAUCAUGUAUGAUAUCCUUUUUGAUGAAGCCUUUAAUGGAGGGCUAACUCUCCGUGGCCCUGCUUCAGCAAAGAAGUGUUACAGGCUACACUGGGCAGCAAUGAUAAACAUCUCACAUGGUAGCCGAAUUGCAACUACCUCUCAAAAGCCCCCUGAGAACAGAUGGAACCACUCUCUACAGCAGACAUGGAAUCAGCCAAGCAAACCUACUGGACACUCGCAGUAUCAGCAGAACAGGCAGACGAAUAAGAAUGGACAGUAUUACCAGGAAAGAUGGCAGCAGGAUAGAACUGCAAACAUACACCAGAACCUCCAACCUCACCUGUCACAAGGGGCCAGAGGAAGAGGGGGAACCACUGCUAUGGUGUCUGCAAACUCCCAGUCUCCUCAACCCGGUAAAAACAGUCAGUCCAGUGAUCCUAACAGUCCACAACCUCCAGACCCAAACCA
Penaeus vannamei (Pacific white shrimp) is the source of this 4032-nucleotide messenger RNA. The record is from RefSeq and is a predicted model, not a curated record. Lineage: Eukaryota; Metazoa; Arthropoda; Malacostraca; Decapoda; Penaeidae.